Messenger RNA from Aspergillus niger, 1023 nucleotides. RefSeq lists its product as uncharacterized. Lineage: Eukaryota; Fungi; Ascomycota; Eurotiomycetes; Eurotiales; Aspergillaceae. The record is from RefSeq and is a predicted model, not a curated record. The coding region runs from base 1 to 1023 and encodes 340 amino acids. The transcript is spliced from 5 exons.
AUGCCCACCAAGGUUUUCAUCACCGGCGUGACCGGCUACAUCGGCGGAGACGCCUUCUAUUAUCUGUCGCAACACCACCCCAACUUCGAAUAUUCUGCGCUAAUUCGCUCGGAGGAAAAAGCGAAACGUGUCCGCGAGGCAUAUCCUAAUGUCCGUACUGUUAUUGGUAGUCUAGACGAUUCGGAGGUUCUUGCGAAACAAGCCGCUUGGGCAGAUAUUGUACUUCAUACUGCCGACGCCUCCGACCAUGGCCAUUCCGCCGAAAGACCGGGCUACUGGCUCCACACCGGCGGCACCGGUAUCUUGACAUACUUCGACUCCGAAGUGAAGAAAGUCCACGGCGAGCACGACGAGAAAGAAUUCAAUGACGACAAGGGGGUAGACGAACUGGUCAACCUACCCGCAGCUGCCUUCCACCGCAACAUCGAUGAAAUUGUUCUUAAGACAGGGACUGAGAAUGCCGACAAAGUGAAAACAGUCAUUGUUUGUCCACCCACGAUCUACGGAAAAGGAAGAGGACCUGUUUCAUCUCGCGGUAGACAGGCCUAUGAGCUUGCCAGCUUCAUCUUGAAGCAGCACUACACUCCUCAAAUCGGCAAGGGCCUAGCACGUUGGAAUAAUGUGCACGUUUAUGAUCUGAGCACCUUGUUUGGGGCUCUUGUUGAUGCGGCACUUGAGCCUAGCAAGAAGGAUGACAAGGAGAUCUGGGGAGAGAAAGGAUACUUCCUCUGUGAGAACGGGGAGCAUGUCUGGGGCGAUUUGGCGAAGUUGAUUGGGGAGAAGGCACAUGCUCUGGGUUUCUUGAAGGAAAAGCCAGAAGUUAAGGAAUUAUCACUGGACGAGGCGAUCAAAUCACCGGCAGGAUUCGAGGCCGCGAGUUGGGGCUGGAAUUCCCGCGGCAAGGCGCUGAGAGGACGGAGGGUUCUGGGGUGGAUGCCACGCGAGAAGAGCCUGGAGGAAGAAGUGCCAGAAAUCCUGAAAGCGGAGGCUGCGAGGGUGGCUAUCUCGGAUAAACACCGUUAA